AUGUUAGCUGUGGGGGCGAUGGAGGGCCCCCGGCAGAGCGCGUUCCUGCUCAGCAGCCCGCCCCUGGCCGCCCUGCACAGCAUGGCCGAGAUGAAGACCCCGCUCUACCCCGCCGCUUAUCCCCCGCUGCCCACGGGGCCCCCCUCCUCCUCGUCCUCGUCCUCCUCGUCCUCGUCGCCCUCCCCACCUUUGGGCACCCACAACCCGGGCGGUUUGAAGCCCCCGGCCGCGGGGGGCCUCUCGUCCCUGGGCAGCCCCCCGCAGCAGCUUUCGGCGGCCACCCCGCACGGCAUCAACGACAUCCUGAGUCGGCCCUCCAUGCCGGUGGCCUCGGGGGCCUCCCUGCCCUCCGCCUCGCCCUCGGGGUCUUCUUCCUCCUCCUCUUCGUCGGCCUCCGCCACCUCGGCCUCGGCCUCUGCCGCCGCCGCUGCCGCUGCGGCCGCCGCCGCCGCUGCAGCCUCGUCGCCCGCCGGGCUGCUGGCCGGCCUGCCCCGCUUCAGCAGCCUGAGCCCGCCGCCGCCGCCGCCCGGGCUCUACUUUAGCCCCAGCGCCGCGGCCGUGGCCGCCGUGGGCCGGUACCCCAAGCCCCUGGCUGAGCUGCCCGGUCGGACGCCCAUCUUCUGGCCCGGGGUGAUGCAGAGCCCCCCUUGGAGGGACGCGCGCCUUGCCUGUACCCCCCAUCAAGGAUCCAUUUUGUUGGACAAGGAUGGGAAGAGAAAACACACCAGACCUACAUUCUCUGGUCAGCAGAUCUUUGCCCUGGAGAAGACUUUCGAACAAACGAAGUACUUGGCAGGACCAGAGAGAGCACGCUUGGCCUAUUCUCUGGGGAUGACGGAGAGUCAGGUCAAGGUCUGGUUCCAGAACCGCCGGACCAAGUGGAGAAAGAAACACGCAGCCGAGAUGGCCACAGCCAAGAAGAAGCAGGACUCGGAGACCGAGCGGCUCAAGGGGACUUCGGAGAACGAGGAGGAUGACGACGAUUACAACAAGCCCCUGGACCCGAACUCUGACGACGAGAAAAUCACUCAGCUGCUGAAAAAGCACAAAUCGAGCGGCGGCAGCCUCCUGCUGCACGCGUCCGAGGCCGAGGGCUCGUCCUGA
Apodemus sylvaticus (European woodmouse) is the source of this 1104-nucleotide messenger RNA. It is a transcript of the gene Nkx6-1, whose product is annotated as NK6 homeobox 1. Gene Ontology annotation, molecular function: RNA polymerase II cis-regulatory region sequence-specific DNA binding; DNA-binding transcription factor activity, RNA polymerase II-specific. The transcript is spliced from 3 exons. Bases 1 to 1104 code for a protein of 367 amino acids. Lineage: Eukaryota; Metazoa; Chordata; Mammalia; Rodentia; Muridae. The record is from RefSeq and is a predicted model, not a curated record. Gene Ontology annotation, cellular component: nucleus. Gene Ontology annotation, biological process: cell differentiation; regulation of transcription by RNA polymerase II.